AUGGCUGACACUCUUCAAGGACUCCAAAAGAUCAACAUCAUUCCAAACAAGAAUUACAAGAAAUCCGGAACCAAGUCUUACGUUCACCUACUUAGCAAAUGGGGCUUUGAGCCUACCAUGCCGGGGCCUUAUGGCCAAAUGGUCAAGGCUUUGGAGGAAGGUGAAAAACGUGCGACUUUUCAUCACCAUACCACCAAACCCUCGACUCGUCAUGUCUUGAUCAAGAAAAUAGACGAGGAUCCUGCAUCUAGGGAUUUCCAAACAACCAAGAUCGGAGAGGUUCCGGCUGAAGACAUUCAAAAUGACUCGCUUUACCUCUGCCCUGUUCAGAUUGGCAGUCCUGCGCAAACGCUCUAUCUGGACUUUUACACAGGUAGUUCAGACCUCUGGGUUUGGUCUACCUUGCUUGAUUCCAGUGCACGAUCUCAACCGGGACAUACCACCUAUGAUCCUUCAAACUCAUCUACUUUCAAAUCCAUGAACGGCGCGUCCUGGGAAAUCAGAUACGGGGACAACUCUCACGCAUCGGGCGCUGUCGGUACUGAUACAAUCACUCUUGGAGGACUCGCGGUUGAAAGUCAAGCCAUUGAAUUGGCCAAAGAUCUCUCUGACCAAUUCCUCCAAUCUCCGGGUGACGGACUCCUAGGCCUUGCAUUCGGCAGCAUCAACACAGUCCAACCAAACCGCGUCCACACACCCGUCGAAAACCUAAUACUACAAGGAAGCAUCCCAACAUCCUCUCAAGUCUUCGCCGCCAAACUCGGAAGCUGGCGUGAUGCCAACGAAGACGACCAAGGCCAAGGUUUCUACACCUUCGGCUACAUCGACCAAGACACCAUCACCGCCUCCGGACAAUCACUCGCCUGGACCCCCAUCAGCUCCUCCAGCGGAUUCUGGCAAUUCACAUCCGCCCAAUCCACCGUGAACGGCACCACCGUCUCUCAAUCCUCCCGCAACACCGCCAUCGCAGACACCGGAACCACGCUCGCCCUCGUCUCCGACGCCGUCUGCGAGGCCGUCUACAGCGCGAUCCCAAACGCCUACUACGACUACAAUAGUCAAGGCUGGGUCUACCCUGAGAACACUCCCCUCUCCGACCUUCCUGUCGUCACGAUCGCCGUCGGCCAACACCAGGUGAUUAUUCAGAAGGAGGAUCUCGGGUUUGCUAGUGUUGGGGAUGGGAAUGUUUAUGGUGGGAUUCAAUCGAGGGGCAAUCUGCCGUUUGAUAUUUUGGGGGAUACGUUUUUGAAGGGAAUUUAUGCUGUUUUUGAUCAGGGGAAUAAACGGUUUGGGUUUGUGCAGAGGGCGGAGAAGUAUCAGAAUAUUUCGCCUCCUCGAUAG
Messenger RNA from Glarea lozoyensis ATCC 20868, 1341 nucleotides. Its product is annotated as Acid protease. The record is from RefSeq and is a predicted model, not a curated record. The transcript has 3 exons. Gene Ontology annotation, biological process: proteolysis. Gene Ontology annotation, molecular function: aspartic-type endopeptidase activity. Bases 1 to 1341 code for a protein of 446 amino acids. Lineage: Eukaryota; Fungi; Ascomycota; Leotiomycetes; Helotiales; Helotiaceae.